Molecule: messenger RNA, 2131 nt
Organism: Liolophura sinensis
Lineage: Eukaryota; Metazoa; Mollusca; Polyplacophora; Chitonida; Chitonidae
Product: ionotropic receptor 25a-like
Biological process (GO): monoatomic ion transport
Cellular component (GO): membrane
Molecular function (GO): signaling receptor activity; ligand-gated monoatomic ion channel activity
Source: RefSeq, a predicted model, not a curated record
UAUUUUUCUGUUCACAGACGAAAACGGCGUCAGGUCAAGUGGUUUACGAUGGGGUAAACAUUUCACACAAAGUUCAGCUGGAUGUUUUGGAGGUUUCCUGUAACAGAAAUGAAACUAACAGCUCCCUGAUUGGUAAAUGGUUAGACGGGAAUUUGGACUGGUACAGCGACAGUCACAUGGGAGAAACCAAACCCUACAGAUUGCGGGUGGCCACAUUUCACGAGCCACCUUUUGUUAUAAAGAAUGAAGCGCCAAAUGGAAGUAUGACAUAUGAAGGAUACGCCAUAGAUGUAUUAAGAGAGAUAAUGAAGUUAUCCGGAGAAGAAUAUGACAUAUACGAGGCGGAGGACAAAACUUACGGGACGCUUUUACCCAACGGUGAAUGGAAUGGUUUGAUUGGGGAACUCGUGCACGGGACGGCAGACAUUGCUAUAGCCCGAUCUCGGUCACGGCAGAGCGAGAAUCAGUGUGGAUUUCACGACACCAUACUACGACUUGCCGGGAUACAAAUUGUUAUGAGAGAAAACUACCAACACCCCAAACAUGUUUGCCUUCUCGGAUGUGUUUGAUAAGGAUGUGUGGAUUUGCUGGGCCGUAGUUCUGUGCACUACAGCUAUCCUCAUCUUCAUCUUUGAACGUUACAGUCCGUUCAGCACUCGCAACUCCGCGACCGACUCUGUGCACGGCACGGUGUACAACUUCAAGGAGUGCUGGUGUUCAGAAGGAACCCCAAGGCCCAUCUCGACGCGGGUGCUGGUCGCCGGCUUCUGGUUCUUCUGUAGCAUCAUGAUGUCCACGUACACAGCGAACCUGGCGGCCCAUCUCACCCUGUCCAGGUUGACUGACCCGGUGGAGUCCCUGGAUGACCUGGCGGCCCAGUCCGAAAUCAAAUACUCGGCCAUGGAGGGCUCCACUGUACAGACAUACUUCCGCAGGAUGGCCGAGAUAGAGAAGAAUUUCUACUCUUUGUGGAAGGACAUGAGCUACGGAGAUAUACCGAGUUCUUCUCUGAAAGGAAAAAAUUUCGCCGUCUGGGACUAUCCCUUGGGUGACAAGUACCAGAAUAUAUGGAAACAGAUGGAGAACAAUGGCUUUUUAAAUAGCUCCAGACAGGGCAUGGAGAAAGUGAAGACGGAAAAAUUCGCCUUCUUUCAUGACUCGCCGAUGAUAAAAUUCGAGAUGUCUAGCACUUGUAACCUAGAGGUGAUUGGUGGACAGUUUAGUACAAAACCUUAUGCCUUUGCUCUCAGGGAAAACUCAGCCCACACAAAGAAGAUAUCUAGUAGGAUUUUGGAGCUGCAGCAAGAGAGAAAAUUGGACGACUUAAAGGAACGUUGGUGGAACACUACCAAUCGAAACUGUCCAACAAACGACGAAAAUGAUGGACUGACGUUCCAAACUGUGGCAGGCAUCUUCAUUGUCAUGGCGGCUGGCACUGUAUUCUCCAUCCUUGUGCUGAUAGUGGAACUCUCCGUCAAUAGAUUCGCGCAACGAAGAAAGAAUGACUCAGUGAAAGACGUGAAGAGGCAAGACUCAUUCCCAGAGCACUUAAGCAAGUGUGAAGGAUCCAGCAGUACGUUAUCCUCUCGCCUCUGACGCGUGACCUUUGCGGUUAACAUCACCCCAACCUGCCGCGAGGACGUCAGACCUGGGGUCAUUGCACAGAAGGAAGCCCUGGUAUGAGGCAGUCGGAGACAGAACAUGUGCACCAUACACUAUACAAAGGAUCGGCGUUAAACAGAAAUUAGACAUGAAAGUUGUUGACAAUCUGGUGAUUUAUACAUAAUUUGUGUUUAAAUAUUUAUGUGCAUAUAUAAAACAAUGUCAGCAUUGUUUACUGUCAGAAUAUGGUGUUAGCACAUCUGUGUGAUUCAGCCCCGUAUGUUGGUGUCGACCCAUGAUUAUAUCCAGUCUUUCAAGGUUAAAUGUGUACAGUGAUAUUUGUAGCAUAUUAUGCUGUAUUAAAGUAGCAUUAAUGUAGUGUGUAAAGAGAUUAUCAGGUAAUUAGCUGACCAUAGAGGAACAAAAAUGUAAUAAUUGUCAUUCCUUUUAGUCUCUAAUGGAAUAGAUUUUGGUGGGGGGGGGGAUAGUCGGGUUUGACGACACUAUAUGUGAUGCAUUUAGCGAUGCC